UCUCUCUCUCUCUCUCUCUCUCUCUCUCUGCAGAUGGUCUCUUAUCUUGAAACAGGAGAAAUAAAGUCUGAAUCUUCUGGACCCUGGAGACAGCGAGGAUGAUGCUGAAUGACAGGUGGACCAUCAUGAACAACAGCAGCUCAGAACUCGACAGCAAACGACCAACCAAUCACAAGAGAUGCUGCAGCUUCCUGUUGUGGUCCGUCGUUACACUGGUCGGCGUAGCAGUGGUUGCCAUCACAACAGUCCUCAUACUGUACCUUAUCCAGUAUCCUCUGCCCUUCAUCAGCAGUAACAGGGGCGGAGUCUCCUCCUCCUCCUCCUCGCCGGUGAUCUCGACCAAUCCCAGAGACUCUGGUGCCCUGGUGUCAGUGUCCCGUGUGACGGACGGUGAGCCAAUCAGCAUCUUCCUAGACCCGAACUGCCCAGACUACAGCGAGAGCUUCCUGCGCUGGGAGGCGCUGCAGAGCUCCCUGCUGCAUGCGCUGACCAAUCACAACUCAGAUGGCUGGCAGGACACGGGAUUGGCCCCCCGGCUGGCCGAGGAGCUGAAGGCGCUGGCGGGACACGCCCACCAUCUCAGGCUGGAAGCUGAUUCGCUGAAGAGAGGUCAGGGUGUUCUGGAGCAGCGGUUCGACGAGCUGCAAAGCGAGCAGAGACGCAUUAUGCAGGUGUUGUCUGGAGGUCAGUCCGAUGUGUCCAAGCUGUCUGCAGGCUUCAGUGAUUCUGUGCUCAGCCUGCAGAGGGAGACAGAGAGUCUGAGGAGACUGACCACAGAGCUGAAGAAAGACUCCAACCACAGAGCUGUGCAGAGACCCAGAGACUGCAGUGAUGUCAUGACGUCCGGUGUUUCUGAGGAAGGAGUUUAUUCUGUGUUUCCAAAACACGACCCUGAUGGCUUCAUGGUUUACUGCGACAUGAGCACUGACGGAGGAGGCUGGACGGUGAUCCAGAGGAGGGAGGAUGGCUCGGUGAAUUUUUUCCGUGACUGGAAGGCGUACCGAGAUGGUUUCGGAAAAACUACAGGAGAGCACUGGCUAGGUCUCCAGAGGAUCUACUCUCUCACCAGGUCUGGAGGUUAUGAGUUACGGAUCGACAUGUCUGACUUCGAUAACGCCACGGCGUUCGCUCUCUACGGAGACUUCUCUGUCGGCCGAGACUCAGUCAACCCCGAGGAGGACGGAUACCCACUGACUGUGGACCAGUACUCCGGGACCGCAGGCGACUCCCUCCUGAAGCAUUCUGGGAUGCAGUUCACCACCAAAGACCGGGACCAGGACCAGUCCGAGAACAACUGCGCGGCAUACUACCAGGGCGCCUGGUGGUACCGGAACUGCCACACCUCUAACCUGAACGGGCAGUACCUGAAGGGAGGCCAUGCCUCCUACGCUGACGGGGUGGAGUGGUCCAGCUGGACCGGCUGGCAGUACUCGCUGCGCUUCACCGAGAUGAAGAUACGACCCAAACAAGGCUCCUGAUUGGCUGAGGGUACGAUACAACCCAUACAAGAUUCCUGAUUGGCUGAGAGAAAGAAACGACCCAGACAAAGUUCCUGAUUGGCUGAGAGGAAGACACAACCCAGACAAGGCUCCUGAUUGGCUGAGAGAAAGAUACGACCCAGACAAGACUCCUGAUUGGCUGAGAGGAAGAUACGACUCAAACAAGAUUCCUGAUUGGCUGAGAGGAAGAUACGACCCAGACAAAGUUCCCGAUUGGCUGAGAGGAAGAUACGACUCAAACAAGACUCCUGAUUGGCUGAGA
Molecule: messenger RNA, 1761 nt
Organism: Sander lucioperca (pikeperch)
Lineage: Eukaryota; Metazoa; Chordata; Actinopteri; Perciformes; Percidae
Product: fibrinogen C domain-containing protein 1-like
Exons: 9
Coding region: 99-1478 (459 amino acids)
Source: RefSeq, a predicted model, not a curated record